This is a messenger RNA of Linum trigynum, 4846 nucleotides long. Lineage: Eukaryota; Viridiplantae; Streptophyta; Magnoliopsida; Malpighiales; Linaceae. The record is from the annotation of a GenBank genome assembly.
CAACAUCAAAACAUAAAAUAUCCAACAUCCAAAUGUACCUUAACAAAUAUCCAACAUCAACCUUAAGAAAUAUCCAACAUCAAAACAUAAAAUAUCCACCAUCCAAAACACAAACAAACCAGAACUCAACAUCUAAACAACAAUGUUCAACAUUGAACAACUACUAGGCGAAUGGGCGAUACGGUCUCUGUUGCCUAAAGUCAACGUACUGUAACGUUGCGUCCGAGAACCCUCGACUUUUCCUUGCCCCUUCUUUCGCUCAUUGUUGCCUGCUAUCAAGAAAAUAAAAUUAUUUCUUUUCAGAAUUGUAAUUGACAAACAUACAUUUUUUAACUAUACAUAAUAAUUAUUAACAACCAUAAAAUUUAUGAAUUCCAAUAUUAAUUAUAUUUUCAAAUACUAAUUAUAUUAAUCAUCACAAUUCAUAUACUAAUUCUUACCCUUUCUUUCGCUUAUUUUUACCAACUAUCAAGAAAAUAAAAUUAAUUCUUCUUAGUAUUGCAAUUAACAAUCCUAUAUUCAUUAACUAUUUAUAAUCAUUAUUAACAAUCCACAACUUUGUCAAUUCAAACACUACUUAUAUUGUCAAAUGCUAAUUAACAUCCUCUCAUCACACACCAACCGCAACAAAAUCCCAGAUUCUUUUCUUCCUUCCCAUUAUAAAAGCUCAUAUAUGGAUUAUAAUUAACCAUUCAAAUUUAUAUAUUAUUAAUUAAAAUGAACAUUCUAAUCAUUAACAUUUGCAUUUUAAUUGGAAAAAAAAUCAAAACGGGUCGGACGGGUUGGAAAACGGGUCGGAUCAGUGUCAAGGCGGGUCAGAGACCGGGUUAGAGACCGCAUCGGACCAGGGUCGGGGCAGGUGGGCUACCUGGCUCCGUCGGAUCCGCGCGGGUGCCCUGCCUGCGUCUACCCCGGCUCAAAUCAAACGCCCUACCUGCCUCUAGCCACUGGCGACGGGUUUUCAACCCGCGACGUCGCCGCAACUCAACCAAACGGGAAGAGAGGGAGAGAGAGAUUUACCUUUGGCAGGUCUGAGUAGAAGCAGAGGGCUAGAGGCGGACGAUGAUUUGGAGGCUUCUCCUUCCUCCUCGGCGACAGUGCGGCGGAUCUGGGCUUGGGCGAAGAUGCUGGCGGCGACGGGUCUGGGUGGCGGUGACGGGUCUUGGUGGUGGAGGCGAGUCUGGGCGAGGGUCUGGUUGACGGCGGCAGAUUAGUGUGGCGCCGGGUCUGGCGGCGACUUCCUCUCCUUCUGGAUGGCGGCGGGUCUGGAUGGCGGCAGAUUAGGUUGGCGGCGGAUCUGGGUGAGGGGUUGAGAGUUUUGUUUUUGAGUAUUUGGGGAGAAUAGGGUAAGGGACGGCAGGGUGGGUCAAUUUAGGGUUUAGGUUAAAUGAGGGGUAAACUCGUCCAUGUAUGUAAGUUUAGGGCGAUAAAUUCAAAAACUUAGGGCGACGAAUAGGAAUUCAGAAUCGCAAAGUUCCUGACCCCCCGAGUACCAUCACUGAAUUUUCCUCCCUCCUAAAAUCUCGACUAUUUCGUCCCCUAAGAAAAUCCCUCAUCUCCAUUGCCAAAACCUUCAUCUCAAAACCUCCCUAAAACUAAAUCAAACCUCUCUAAUCCUUCAGUUCAUCACCACUACCCAUCAUCUCUUCCACCACCUCCAAGCUUCAUUCUUCAAGAAAUCCCCUAAUUGAAGAUUGGAGAGCCCUUCUCCCUCACCAAGGCCGCAACACCAAAGCUCCUCUCUCCUCAAUUUUUUCGAUUCAUGCACUCCAAUGGCUGAAAGGUAUGUGCUCCAUUUCUGUUAGACAUGAUUAGGUGUUUGAAUGGUUCAAUUUGACAAGGGAUUGAAUGGUUGAAUGAUGGAGGGGUUCCAAACAUGUAUUCCUUAACCCUAGAAUCUUGAUUUUUGAUUUAGACCUCUUUUAGUAAAAUUGAUGAUGAUUGUACGGUUGGUGGGCAUGUAUGAGUUAUGGGCUUAUGCAAUUAUAUGAUGAUUAUUGAUGUGAAAUUUUCUUGAUCAUUAUGAUUAUCGAUUAAGACGAUUUUCUUUAGUCGAUCCACGAAUUAGAUGACUAAAGUUUGUCUAUGUUUAUGUAAAUAAAUUAUAAUUUGCGUCCCUCCUUAAUUUCUAUUCAAAUCGUCAACCUUGACUUGGUAUUUGACAUACAUCAUCCAAUUUGACUAUUACUCCAUAGUACUUCAAAAACUUGAAUCAGUCUUUUUCAAGGUUGUCAACCCGCAGGUUGACCCGGACGAGCUAGUGGGUCAAAGGUUAAUGGGUCACCCGCUAUAGCCCGGAAAUAUUGAAAGAGCUAUUAUAUUGAACUUAUCACGAAUUCAACAUAAAAAAAUACAACACUACCUAAACUCCAACACACUUAAAUUACAUCAACCUAAAACAUAACCAAUUUGAAAUUCCUCUUCCACAUAAACAAUCAAAAAUUCCAAAUGAUUAUUAACAAUUCAACUUCUAACUAACAUCUAAAACAUCAAACAUGUAACAAAAAACAAGUAACAAUUCAACUUCUUCCACAACCAAAACCACCUGCCAAAUAACAAUCAAUGUCAUGUUUCCAUUAAUAGGAACCCAAACCACAUGCCAAAAGCAUAUGGGUUCGAAGGCUGUUUCUAUUCCAUAUCUUAACCUCCAAAUAAAAAAUAAAAAAACCAAAAGGAAGGGUAAAGUGAACAGAGAGCCAUAGACAUGCAGCAGCUAAACCUCCUAUAGCUAUAUUCUGCAUUAGUACUAGGCAGCUGGUGAUGGACUUAGACAGAGACUAAUCAUAUGAACCCAAAGGAAAGGAAAAAUAUAUAAAGAACGAAAGAAUGAAAGGAAGGAAGAGAAAAAAGAUGAGAUGAUUGAGAGAGUACCACUAGAACUGUGUUGGACGGCGCCACCGAUGAAGGGAAUCGAGCGGAGCGAUUGCGAGACUACGAGAGAGAAUGAAGGUCGACUGGUCCAGGCUCCCUUAGGUUUUCUGAUGCUCUACUUCUCCUUCUCGCCUUCUCCCCGAGAACGACGCCGCACAAGGGAAAAAUGGGGCACAAAGACGCAACCCGCUGACCCAGUCUGACGGGCUAACCGCCCAGGUUUCAGCGGGUUUGACCACUUCUGGGAUGCUGUUGAAAAGGGUUGCUAUAGCCUGUAUUUAAGGGCGGAUCCGGGCCAACCCGGGUCGACUCGUGGGUUGACAACCUUGGUCUUUUCAUGAUUGCUAAGUUCGUAGGACCUCUUUUCCCAUGCACUACUUCUCUUUGGAUUAUCUUAAACACUUCGUACCAAAAUAUGCCGAGUUGUGCAAUUUCAGGCUGCCACUGCAAAACGGUGCUUUGGUCUCCAUUGUAGGUUCUGGGUUUCCAUCUUUGCAUCCGUGCUUUGAGAUGGCAUAUUUGGUGCACAAGGGAUCUUUCGCAAGAUCAAGUUGUAUCUAUGUUGUUUAAUUUGCAUAUAUUGUAUGUUGGAUUGAGUGCAGGGUGAGGAAGAUCUUCCGAGAGCUUUAAGGAGGUAGGAAAUUCUCCUCAUGUUCCUCUUCAAGGAUAAUGGAUCGCCGUGAUGAUUCCAUAGAGGUGGAGUAUGAGGCUUCUCCUCCCGGAGUUGGACGUCACAACAUGGAAUUUAGAUAGAGCACGCGCCUACAACAAUACACUACUCCUCCAAUAGCCCAUGUGGCUUACGAGGACGAGGUAGUUCUCUUCUACAUUGAGAUAAAUGAUGAGCAUGUCAUUGAUUCCUAGGAGGAAGCUCCUCCAACACCUCAGACCAUGGUGUCGUUGCACUAUGCUUUCCACAAUGGAAUUGAAGUUGCACUUCACCAAUCCCGAGUAUUGGGUCAAGAUGGUCCGCUAUAAUGGCACCAUGGUGGAGCUAUAGGGUGAUAUCUACUACGAGGAAUUCUAGCGCUAUCAGGGCUGAGGUUCAAAUAUUUCCAUCCAACUCUAGGUUGCAGGUCUAGUUGAGUUGUUAGCCUCUUUCUAAGAAAACUAUGAUGUCUUAAUCGAGAAGUUAGGCAUCCCGAGCAUCUCUCCAUGCUUCGGAUGCCUGUCUAACAUCAUCCUAGGACGCCCUUAUAGGAGAAUUAAGAGAAAGCAUAAGGAUAAGACUCUCUGGGAGUCCUUGACCUCCCAUGAGCCUCCCUUCGCGGUCUGGGAGUCCUACUCUAACAGGCAGAUGGACCACUUCCUACGGGUUGUUCAACAUGUUGCGCGUGUCUCCUUGCACAGACGUUAGGAUGGAAAGGAUCAGAGGCUCUCCAUCCAGGACAUGCUGAUUUCCCACUCCAUCGUAGAUGGAUUCUAAAUGCACUCGUGGUGGCUCAUGGCUGAGAUGUUUGCCAAGAUAUGAGGUAAGGAGAAGGCGAAUCACCUUUCAAGUGGUGGGAUCAGUCUCGCCAUCGCAGAGCACAUCAACAGCCAUCACGAUAGCUGUGACCGCAAUUGAUGUACCCUCGAGGAGCUCAUUUUUUGCACUCGUUUGCGCACACCAAAGUUGGGGUGAGCUUCUUCACCAACUCCGGGGUUGAUGUCUUCAAUGUGACUACACCUUUUACCACUUAGACAAUGGAUCAUAAGCCACCCAUCGAGCUCUUUGUCCAAGCAGAUAAUGCGUUCAAAUAAAUAUAAACCACCAAGGGACCGAAUGGAUGAAAAGGAAGACGAGAAUACAAGCCCAUGGGCGCAAACAGAGAUGGAUUUGGACAUCAGAUGCUCACUUUAUGGCUAAAACAAGCAUAUGUGGUAGUGUAGCAAACCCAACAUUGACUGAGAUCCAACCUGAGUUCUAUAACUCAAAGCACACCCAAAUUUGGAGGAAAGGUUUCAUUUUGGCCAAGAAACCAAGCCCAAGUGG